Molecule: messenger RNA, 1063 nt
Organism: Cucurbita pepo subsp. pepo (vegetable marrow)
Lineage: Eukaryota; Viridiplantae; Streptophyta; Magnoliopsida; Cucurbitales; Cucurbitaceae
Source: RefSeq, a predicted model, not a curated record
UAUAUCUCUGCCUCCCAAUGAGCUGCUUGUGUUCGACUCGUGCCCGAAUCGCCUCUUCUUUGUCCAUUUCUUCCCAAGUGUCAUCAUCAUGGUGAAGUGCUACCCAUCUGUGAGUGAGGAGUAUCAGAAAGCCAUUGAAAAGGCGAAGAGGAAACUCAGGGGAUUCAUUGCUGAGAAGAAUUGUGCUCCUUUGAUUCUUCGUCUUGCAUGGCACUCUGCUGGAACCUUUGAUAAGAAAUCUAGGACUGGUGGUCCGUUUGGAACUAUUAGGUUCCCUAAUGAGCUCGCUCAUGGUGCCAAUAAUGGCCUUGACAUUGCUGUUAGGCUCUUGGAGCCCAUCAAGGAACAGUUCCCAAUCCUUUCAUAUGCUGACUUUUACCAGUUGGCUGGUGUUGUUGCUGUUGAGAUUACUGGAGGGCCUGAGAUUCCUUUUCACCCUGGUAGAGAGGACAAGCCUGAGCCACCCCCAGAAGGUCGCUUGCCUGAUGCUACCAAGGGUUCUGAUCACCUGAGGGAUGUUUUCUACACCAUGGGCCUUUCCGACCAGGACAUUGUCGCCCUCUCCGGCGGUCACACACUGGGUAGAGCACACAAGGAACGAUCCGGUUUCGAGGGGCCAUGGACUUCGAACCCUCUCAUCUUCGAUAAUUCGUACUUCAAGGAACUCUUGGCCGGGGAGAAGGAAGGUCUUCUGCAGUUAGUAUCAGACAAGGCACUCCUUAGCGAUCCCGUCUUCCGUCCCCUUGUCGAGAAAUACGCUGCGGAUGAGGAUGCUUUCUUUGCUGAUUAUGCUGAAGCUCACCAGAAGCUUUCCGAGCUAGGAUUUGCUGAUGCUUGAGCUAGUGGCAUGGGGAGAUGAGGGUGCUGGCUAUUGUUUAUGUUGGCUUUGAUUUGUAAUGAAAUGGGUUGGUGGGUUGGGUGGCUGUUUUUUUGGGACAUGUUUGAAUUUGGGCUGUCUUGUUGGAAAACUUGAGCAGAAUGUAAUGUUUGGUCUCCCUGUCUCUUUGGACUUCAAUAAUUUUGCUGGAAAACUUAUGAAAUUUUCGUGUUUUUUAUAGGUCAA